GGGCUGCAUUUGAACUCAGGUCUUCCGGACUCCAGGCCUGGGGUAUAUCUACUACACCACCAGGUGCUCCUUGGGCUCAAGCUUAGAGAUCCUAGACUCGAAGUGAGAGUCUUUCACAGAUCCCGGAGUCCUGAGCUCGUAGCUGACAGUGCUUAAAGGUCCUUGAGUCAUCUUGGCAUCUCAAGCUCCAGGGGUGGAAGAUGCUUGGAGAUGUUUCCUGGAGGGGAGCCCAUUGAGAUUGGGCGCUCGGGGCCAAAGAGAGCAUUCCAGCCCAUGGAACAGCCUGAGCAGAGGUGGUAAAUGGAGAUGAUGAGAUCGGGCUGGAAAGACCUGCAAUGCUGAGUAAAGGAGUUUGCCCUUACUUGGGAAGGACUAGGGAGCUCAGGCCCUGGCUCAGAAGGGAGCUUAGUGCCAGAGGGAUGGCCUCGGGGUGCCAGGAGCCUGUGACCUUCAGGGACGUGGUCGUGGACUUCACCCCUGAGGAGUGGGGGCGGCUGGGCCCCUCCCAGAGGCAGCUGUACCAGGAUGUGAUGCUAGAGACCUACCGGAACCUGGUCUCCCUGGCAGGGAUUCCAGUUCCUGACUGUGACACCCUCUGCCAUUUGGAACAAGUGGACAUGCUGAGGGUUGGGGAGGAAGCUGAUGGGAAGCCUGGGCCAGAGGCUUCAAGGCCAAAGCAGGACCCUGCUCGAGAAGCCUCAUUCCAGCCAGCGUGGACAGAAAAAGUCUCAGUGGACACGAUGUUGAGAGAAGCCUGGACCUGCACGGGCAGUUUUGAGAGCAAGCCAGGGAGCCAGGACAGACAGAUGAUUGAAGUGAUCAUCUCUAAGAACAUGCCCGUGAAGGACAGAGAUGGCGUAGGCACCAUGCUCCGUUGGAGGGAAAGCCUUCCUAAGUGGGAUGCCCCUGGAAAAAGCCUCCCCCGGAGCAAAGUAAGGAAAGCCUUCACUUACCGCUCGGGCCUUACUGGCUGUCAGAGCAGGACAAUCUCAGAACAGAAAUCCUACCUGUGGAAUAAUGAAUUUGGGAAACCUUUGGGGGACAACACAAGCCAUAUUCCAUGUGAGAAAACUCAUGCUGAGGAGAAAGUCUAUCCAUGUAGUGUAUGUGGGAAAGUUUUCCAGCAAAACUCACACUUGGUUCAACACCAGAGAGUUCACAUGAGAGAAAACCCAAGGGAAAACAGAAAAUCUCUAAGUCACCACUCGGCCUGUGUUCAGUACCAUAUGAGUCCUUCUGAGGAGAAACCCUAUGAAUGCAGUGACUGUGGGAAGACUUUCAGCCGGAGCAUAUAUCUUACUGAACACCAGAGAAUCCACACUGGAGAAAAACCCUAUGAAUGCCACCAAUGUGGCAAAGCCUUCAGCCAGAGCGCACCCCUUGCCAAACACCAGAGAAUCCACACUGGAGAAAAACCCUAUGAGUGUGAAGAAUGUGGGAGAGGUUUCAGUUGCCGGUCCACCCUUGUUCAACACCAGAGAAUUCACACUGGGGAGAAACCUUAUGUAUGCAAUGAAUGUGGAAAAGCUUUCAGCCAAAGGACACACCUUAUUCAACAUAGAAGAAUCCACACAGGAGAGAAGCCCUAUGAGUGUGUUGAAUGUGGAAAAACAUUCACUGAAAGCUCAGCUCUUAUUCAACACCAGAGAAUUCAUACUGGGGAGAAACCCUAUGAGUGUAGUGAAUGUGGGAAGGCAUUUAGAAGGAGGACUCACUUCACUCAACAUCAGAGAAUUCACACUGGAGAGAAAAUCUAUGAGUGUAAUGAAUGUGGAAAAGCCUUCAACCAGAUUGCACAGCUCACUCGACACCAGAGAAUCCACACUGGAGAGAAACCUUAUGAAUGCAGUGAUUGCGGGAAAGCCUUUAGCCAGAGUUCUUCCCUUACCAAACACCAGAGAAUUCAUACAGGAGAAAAACCCUAUGAAUGUCACGAAUGUGGGAAAGCCUUCAGUGAUUCCUCAGUCCUGAUUGUGCAUCAGAGAAUCCAUACUGGAGAGAAACCCUAUAAAUGUCACGAAUGUGGGAAGGCCUUCACUCAGAGCAUAUACCUGAAUAAACACCAGAUAAUUCAUUCUGGAGAGAAACCCUAUGCAUGCAGUGAGUGUGGGAAAACUUUCAGCCAGAGCAAGUACCUUUCUCAACAUCAGAGAAUUCACACUGGAGAAAAACCAUAUGAAUGUACUGUGUGUGGGAAAGCUUUUAGCUACUGCUCCGCUCUCAGUCGACACCAAAGAAUUCAUGCUGGAAGCAAACACUAUGGGUGUGGUGAGUGUGGGCAAGGCUUCCAGGGCUUGUCAGCAUUCCUCAGGCAUCGGGGGCUUCACACUGCUGCCCACGUCUGAGCUGGUUGAGGAGGAGAGAAGUGCGGCACGGUGACCUUGGUAGAGGCUCACGAUCACACAAGAGGCAGCAGGGUGAGCUGCUGGGCGGCAGGCUCAGCAUCUGUGGGCCCUGUACAGUUCCUAGGACUGCACGCAGAGAGAGAGUAUUUCUGAAUGCUUCCCAAGGCAAUGAUCCAGGAAGGGGAUGAACGAAUGGCACCUGUCCCUGCCCUCAGCCUGUCCUGACCCAUUCUCUCCUGGAGGCCAGCAUUCCAGGAGUGCCUUCAGCGUCCACCCUGCAGGGCACUGCCAGUGGCCUUGUCUGGGCAUUUGGGGGAAGACAUGCCUGCCACAGGCAGAGCCGUGACUCGAUUGGUCCCAGGUCAGAUCCUCUUACCACUUUCUCUCCUUUUCAUAAAAAUACCUGACUGAGAAGGGGAGACUAGGGGGCCUCAUUCCCGAGUUAGCUUUUCUCCAGGUAUUGGAUGGGUCCCCGGGCUCUUACUGCAUCUCUAGAUUGGGUGCCUGGGGAUGUGCGCUGCAGCCCCUGCUCUGCCAGGAACUCAAACUCAUUGUGUGUGACUCCAGGCCUGUGCAAUGUGGGCAGGGAGGCUAGGGCUGCAGAGACGGCGUCUGUGCUCCCUGCCAGCCCUCCCUGGAUCCUAGGAGUUCUGAUGCUUCCUUAAGGUUCACACAGGUGGCCUUUCAUCAGACAGCGUGGGGAGCAGGGAGUGCUUCUGGGAUUACAACCACCAUCUUACAGAUGAAGAAGCUGAGGCCUGUGACGUGACUGGAAGCUCCCUGGACAAUGCCACUGUAUUUUCAUCCUUCACUGUUCUGAUGCACCUGGGAGCUCCUCCGAGGGGACCUCGGUCCAGGGAAGCAGCCAUAACACAGGUGUGCAUGCCUGCCUCUCCUGUGCAGCUCUCCACUGGGUUUGGUCCACCCAAAGCCCCAGGUUAGUUCUCUCUCAUCAUAAGAAUGGCCAUUAUUUCUAUCAAGGUUAGGGAGCAUUCUGGCCUCCUCUCUCUGAGCAAGGCCAGAGCCAUCUUCCCCUCAGGGCACGAGGAGUAGCCCUGAGGGGCUGAGGGCAUUGUUUUCUAAUGCCAUUGCCUCAAGCCCUCAUUCUGGCCAUGGUCAGCCACCAGUGACUGGUAGCCAAGUUCCAUUUAGCCAGUAAACAUCCAUUAGCUUUUACAAAGGGCUGUUUAUUCCAAAGACAUAGCAAAUGCAGGGGUCCAAGCACCUCAAGCUUUGGGGAGGGGGGUCAGACGGCAGGCAGUUUCUGCAUGGCCCAGGUCCCAACAAGUCCCCAUCCAGACGUGGCAUCUCCGCUGAGCGAGUCCAGGGCUCAGCUGCCAACCAUCCCUGAGGCCGUUUCCUUUCCUCCAUCUUUGGGCAUCGGGUCUGAGCUGGCAGCAGAUCCUGUCCUGCCCCUGCCCCUGCCAAGGCCAGCAGUCAAGACCUGUAUUCCCAGGGCCCCAGUCGGCCUCGGCCAGGGAGGGCCCAUGACUCCCCGCUCCCGACAACAUUGCCUCUCUUCUUUUACCAGAAUGCCAAUAGGCAUGAAGAAUUUAGCCCAAAGAAGGGAUCCUGAGAAAGGACUGGCUGCUUGAGGCCCAGCCAGGGUCAAGGAGCCUCCGCCUCACCCCACCCCCACCCCCCACACCUAAACCAUUUAUAGAAGGUCUGCAUCUGCUCCAAGCCUGCCCACUGCACACAUCCUCACAGCUCUCCCUAAAACCUCCCAAAGGCUCCCCAGCCAGUCCCUUGUUCUGAAAGGAGAGAGGCAUCCCUAGACAUCCUGAGGAUGCCUCCUCCCUGCUGGGCUUCCUGAUGGUGAAGUCAAAGCACUUUUGGAAGAGAAAUAGGUGAGUUGGGCUCUUGCAUAAAGGCCUCUCUGCUUCUGGGUAGCACCCUCCCCACCCAAAGGAUAGCCCAGCAUGGGAACCAGGGCUAAGCAGGAGAUGGGGGUGUGGUGGAAAUGGGGGAAGGCUUCCUGGGGCACUGCCUUCCACGAGUCCAACUCUGCAUUAUGGCCAUGUUCUCUCCCCAGCUGUGAGGAGGUGGUUGGUUUGAGGAUUAUUAUCCUGAUUUUAUAGGUUAGGAGCCUAGAACUUCGCCAGACCCUCUAUUCUUGUUGGGGCUGCCCCUGCACUCCAGGGGCCUCUGGAGCAGUCUAUUCCAGCCUAGACACGAGAAAGGAUUCCCUCGCCAGCUCACCUGCCAAAUGGUCACUUGUCUGGCCUUUGCCCAAAGACCUCCAGGCAGGGGGAGCCUGGCACCACUGGAGAAGGCCCCCGAUAGCUGGCUCUCAGUGCUGCCCUUUGGGGCCCCUUCUUCCUCAUGACGGCCUACAAAUUCCUGGAGAGUUGCCACAGCCCCACCUCCCUUCCCCGCCCCAUCCCAAGUCUCUCAUUCGUCAGACCCAAUACUCCUAGUUCCUUCCAGCAGCCCUCAUGAAAGGGGCCCAGGACCCUUCCCCAUACUGGCUGCCCACCUCUGCACAUUCUCAGGCUUCUCGAUCUCUUUCCUACACUGGGUUUUCCAGAUGGGUCUGAUGAGGACAAUGCACAGUGGGGCAGGUGGGUCCGAGGGCUGACGCACCUAGUACUUGGAGCCCACUAAAGCCUCCAGACCUUUGAAGAAAGAACUAGUGUAUCCACAUCCCCCCAGUCUGAGAAGCUGAUGUUUAAAUCCCUAGGUAAGGCAAUGUUUCUUCCCAUGCCACUUUGACAUGAGCCCAUGGAAUUCCAGGGGUCAGUGGCACAAGCUAGCCCACUGGUCUGGAUGUUUCCUGGGUCCAGGGGAACUCAGCUCCUUUGGCUGCCGAGGUCCCCACUAGUCCCCAGUCAUUCUGGGGGACAUCCCCACCUCACGCUCAUCCCACAGGUCCAAUUUCUCGACAGGAGCACGCCCCUCUAGGAUGCUGGGGCUGGCCCUCCUCACCUUUUCCUAGGGCUGGUCCAACAGCCUUACCUGCUUUCUCACUCGAGUGACCUAAUAACCUAGGACUGAUGCUAUUUCUUCCUGCCUAGUGGGUGCCAGUGGCCUUCUAGUCCCUCCAGGAUAACUAGACACUCCUCUGGCAUUCAGAGCCAUCCCUAGCUGGGCCCUUCCGACCUUCUUUCCUCAUCCUCCACAAUCCAGCUAUUUUGGCCAGGCCGGGGAUGCUUUGGGCUUCCCCAAGCUGCACAGUCAGACACAGGCAGGCCUCCAGAAUGCCUUCUGUUCUAACUUUGAGACACCAGGCUUUCUGCCUGUAAUCUUUCCCAUUCAAAUGUAAACUCUUGGAGGGCAGAGACUGUCUUUUGCCUUUCUAUCCCUAGGCCUAGGGCAAAUGAAUGCUUGGAGCAGUAAGCACUCAAUGGGCAACUUGGUUGGGCAGUGAAUACAUCCUAGGCCUGGAGUCAGGAAGAUAGCCAUGUGACCCUGGGCAAGUCACCUAACCCUGUUUGCCUCAGUUUCCU
Molecule: messenger RNA, 5794 nt
Organism: Phascolarctos cinereus (koala)
Lineage: Eukaryota; Metazoa; Chordata; Mammalia; Diprotodontia; Phascolarctidae
Source: RefSeq, a predicted model, not a curated record